AUGGCAAGCGACUAUAGUAUAUCUGGCUCAUCUGACGAGGAUAUCCUGGAGUCUCAAGCGGGUUCCAGGAAGAGGAGAAGACUAUCGCCAACCAACGCUGAAUCCGAUCCUGCACCAGUUCAAACAUCGACGAUAUCGAGGAUCAAGACCAAGCAGCAAAACUCGACAACCCAGCCAGUAGUACAAGCCUCCACAACCACAGGAACAGCUUCUACAAAGGAAAAGCUUGACUUUGCUUCUCUUGAUGUUGCACCAUGGCUCGUCGCGUCCCUGGCGUCAAUGGAGAUCAAGAAGCCCACUGGCAUCCAGCAAGCAUGUAUUCCAGAGAUUCUGAAGGGCAGGGACUGCAUUGGUGGCUCCCGUACUGGUACAGGUAAGACCGUGGCAUUUUCUGUGCCUAUUCUCCAGAAAUGGGCGGAGGAUCCUAGUGGCAUCUUUGGCCUCAUCAUCACACCAACACGCGAACUUGCUAUCCAAAUUUAUGAGCAGGUCAAGGCGAUCUCAGCACCACAAUCAAUGAAACCUAUUCUAGUGACAGGUGGCUCGGACCAGCGUGAGCAAGCUAUUGCGCUUGCGUCCCGUCCUCACAUUGUGAUUGCAACGCCCGGUCGCUUGGCAGAGCACAUUCGCACCUCGGGAGAAGACACAAUCUGUGGCCUUCGGCGUGUCCGCUUUGUAGUCUUCGACGAAGCGGAUCGCCUUCUCGCACCGGGAAAAGGGAGCAUGCUACCUGAUCUCGAAACCUGCCUAUCCGUCCUCCCACCCAAGGAGAAACGACAAACGCUCCUCUUCACCGCAACAGUGACACAAGAAGUGCUCGCGCUAAAAGACCAACCCCGUCCAGGGCGCCUCCCCAUCUUCAUCAGCGAAGUCGACACCGAGACCUUGGCUAUCCCACCAAAACUACAACAAAAGUAUCUCCAGACACCCGUCACCCACAAAGAAUGCUAUCUCCACGUCCUCCUCAAUACGCCCGAAAACCUCAAAAAGUCCGUCAUCAUCUUCUGCAACCGCACCAAGACGGCUACACUCCUGGAAUACAUGCUCCGCCUCCUCGAACACCGCGUCACGGCCCUCCACUCCGGUCUCAAGCAAUCAGAUCGUGUGGGCAAUCUUGCGCGAUUCCGUGCCCAAGCCGCCAGGAUCCUUGUGGCUACUGAUGUGGCAGCCCGUGGUCUGGAUAUCCCAGAAGUCGGACUGGUCAUCAACUACGACGUCCCCCGUGAUCCUGACGAUUACAUUCACCGCGUUGGUCGAACGGCUCGUGCCGGCCGCGUGGGUACUAGUAUCACGUUGGUUGGACAACGAGAUGUUGAAUUGAUCUUGGCGAUUGAGACGAGAGUGGGGAAGAAGAUGGAGGAGUUUGAAGAAGAGGGUGUUAGUGUCGAGGGCAGAGUGGUUAGAGAUGCGUUGAGGCCUGUGACGGAGAAGAAACGAGAGGCUAUGUUGAGCAUUGAAGAAGGAAGGGAUGUCAUGGGUAAACGCAAGGUUGGUAUGCAGAGAAGAAGGGCGGACUAG
Molecule: messenger RNA, 1518 nt
Organism: Plenodomus lingam JN3
Lineage: Eukaryota; Fungi; Ascomycota; Dothideomycetes; Pleosporales; Leptosphaeriaceae
Gene: DBP8
Product: putative RNA helicase
Molecular function (GO): ATP binding; RNA helicase activity; nucleic acid binding
Source: RefSeq, a predicted model, not a curated record